This is a messenger RNA of Neltuma alba, 846 nucleotides long. Its product is annotated as putative F-box protein At1g33530. The record is from RefSeq and is a predicted model, not a curated record. The transcript has a single exon. Gene Ontology annotation, molecular function: protein binding. NCBI's taxonomy places the organism in Eukaryota, Viridiplantae, Streptophyta, Magnoliopsida, Fabales, Fabaceae. The coding region runs from base 1 to 846 and encodes 281 amino acids.
AUGAAGCAGAGGAUAGCGGGUGGCGACACGGCGGCGCCAUAUCUUCACGAAGAAAUCAUCAGACAAAUUCUGAAACGACUUCCGGUGAAAUCCCUAAUCAGAUUUCAAUGUGUCUCCGAACGCUGGAAAAAUCUCAUCAAGUCGCCGUCUUUCAUCGACGAACACCUCCAUUACUCGACUCAUCAAAACCCUUCACUUCUUCUUAGGAAAAGUAAUGGACGUUUUAAACCUUUGCAGUUACGUUUGAUGGAUUCUGAGAUGCACGUUCGUGAAGUUCAAAACCCACCUUUACCACUCCGUUCCUUAUUGACAUUUAGUAUCGUUGGUUCCUGUAAUGGAUUGGUUUGUGCUGAAAUCGAUGGGUAUGAUAAAUCUGCCUCCUCCGCAUCCUUUUUGUUGUGGAAUCCUGCUACUGGGGAUGUUAGAAAAAUCCCUACAACCAGAAGCUCUAAACAUCCUUAUGAGUCGGUUUACGUCGGAUUUGGGUUCAGUACGAUUGUUAACGAUUAUAAAAUAGUGCAAAUAUAUGAUGGGUAUGAUGGGGAUAUGGUGAUUGAAGUGUAUUCAUUAAGCAUAGGUUCGUGGAAGGAAAUAGAAUCUGAGAGCUUAAAGGGUGUAAGUCCUUCUGAUAUUAUUUGUAAUUGGGUCACUGUCAAUGGACGUAUCUUUUGGGAUGCUGCAACUCCAGAGGAUAAAGAGGAUGGCGUAUAUCGUACUUGUUUGAUACUUUCAUUUGACAUAGCUUUGGAAGUUUUUACAGUGAUACCAGGACCUCCUCAAUUAGAUGUUUCAGGAGAGACUUUGAAUUCACUUUGUCUGCUUAUGAUGAUAACAAGCUUGCUAUAA